AUGGCGGUCCUUAGAUUACUUCUGUGUGUAGUAGUAAUUUUCUAUUUGUCGGAAUUUGCGUUUGGAUUCCGUCGUGUUUGUUUCUAUGAUGGCUGGGCCGCCCAACGAACGGGUGACGCCUUAUUGACACCAGACAUGAUAGACCCUUUCCUUUGUACUCAUCUGAUAUUCUCACACGCCAUAGUAAGGAAAAACAACAAAUGGGAGAUUUACAGACGGUUAAUGGUGGAUACAAAUAACUAUCGAUUAAUGAACAACCUCACACUGAUUAACCCUGACCUGAAAACGUUGGUGCUGUUAACAGAACAGGAUCCUGGCGAUUUCGACAAUAUGGCGGUGGAUUCAACGAAUCGAACCACUUUCAUCAACAGUGUCAUCCCAUUCUUGAAAAAAUACAAUUUCGGUGGCCUUUCUCUUCAAUGGCGUGGAAGCUCUAGUAACUUCAAAUUAAUGAGCACGGAACUUCGCCAGGCUUUCGACAAUGAAUUUUCUCUCACUAACGACACAUUUCUGUUCACCGCUGAUCUCGUGGGGCCUCUUCUUGACGAUUUCAAUAAUAACUAUGAGUUGAGCACUAUCAAGGAAACAGCAUUGAACUUCGACUUUAUUACUCUUCAAACUUGGAAUUUGUUUGACGCGACAGACGAUUCUGUGACAAGACAUCACAGUCGUAGAGUACCAAGAAGCGAUGCCACUGGCAAAGAUAAAUUCCUCAACAUGAAAGGUAUAGCUGACUAUCUAGCUUUCCUUGGAAUUCCUAAAUCGAGCAUGAAUAUUGGCAUUGCUACCUUUGGACGUGCUUAUCAAUUAGUAAACAGUAGUGACUUCGAUUUGGGUUCCGCUGUCACUGGACUUGCUUCCCAAUCUAGUGCCACUGAAACCCCCGGGCUUAGAGGCUAUUAUGAGAUCUGUAAAUUGCUGGAGGACGGCACAGGCAGUAUGUUCCGUGAUGAGGGAGUGCCAUACUAUGUUAACGGGUUAUUGUGGGUUGGCUAUGACGAUAUCGAAAGCGUUACAGAAAAGACAAACUGGAUAACUGAGGAAGGUUACGGAGGCGGUUCAAUACGUGGAUUGUCAAUGGAUGAUUUUUCUGAACAUUGUAACUCUUCCGGAAGACCAUUUCCUCUUAUCAACACUAUAAAAGAUAUAUUUGAUGAAGCUGUCGCCCCAAGAGAGUACAGGCGAGUGUGUUAUUUCUCAACGUGGGCAGCGGACCGUUAUGGACCUGGUAGAUUUACUGUCAAUGAAGUCGAUGAAUUCCUAUGUACUCAUGUGAUAGUUGCCUUCGCCGAGAUAUCGGACGACAAUCAGAUACAGGCUUCCACCUUAAACGACACCUACACAUUCCAUAACGCUACAAAACUUAGGACUAAUAACCCAGAUCUGAAAGUGUUGCUGUCUGUUGGAGGCUGGGAGCAGGGCAGUUCCAGGUUUUCUCACAUGGUUUCAGGACCAAAACGAAGGCGAGACUUUGCCGCCUCUGUCAUUAGCUUCCUGCGUCUUUACGCGUUUGACGGCCUUGAUUUAGCUUGGCAGUACCCAACACAAAGACAGGGGUCAGCAGACACGGAUAAAAAGAAUUUUGGAAUUCUACUAGAUGUAAUUACUGGUCAGAGACGGGAAUUCGAUAACGAACCCCGAAGGUACCCUGUAAAAAAACUGCUGUUGACGGCUGCCGUGGCUGCGGAACAGGAACACAUUGACUAUGCUUACGACGUGAAGGCUUUGUCAGAUAAUUUGGAUUUCCUGAGUCUCCAGACGUUUGACAUGCGUGGUUACUGGGAUUGGCAAACCGGCCAUCAUAGUCAGCUGAAGCCGUUCCCAUGGGAAACUGGACCAGACGCUAACCUCAACAUGGAGUGGUCUGGAAAGUACUGGCACAUGCUAGGAGUCGACAAAGAGAAGAUCAAUAUAGGAAUGGCCACAUUUGGGAGAGGUUUUGAAUUGUCAUAUGCACCCGAUAAUAGUAUUGGAGCUUGGAUUGAUGGACCAAACCCCGCUGGUAAUUUGACCGACGAGGACGGUUUCUUAGCAUAUUACGAGAUAUGUGAUUUAGUCGAUGAUGGAAAUGGCAAUGUGAUGAGAGUAUCAGGUGUACCUUACUAUGUGUAUGACCGUCUGUGGAUUGGUUACGACGACGAACAGAGCAUAGCUAACAAGGUGCAAUGGCUGGUAAAUGAAGGAUUUGGUGGCGCAAUGGUAUGGUCUAUGGAUUUGGAUGACUUCAGACAGACAUGCGCGUCUUCUACUAGUCCAUCCCCUCUUAUCAAUACAAUUAAGGACAUGUUGACUGGUUACGUUAGCGGUUCGGUCACAGAUAAAGUUACAACUGAUAGUACAACCGAGGAAUCAACGACAAUGUCGUCUACCACAACACCUGGACCGCACAUCGAUUGUGAUGUUCAACCGAUUGAUGGACCAUACCCAAAUCCUAGAAACAACAGAAACUUUUACAAGUGUUCCAAUGGAGAGGCUUUCUUGUACUGGUGUCCAAGUAACUUAGUGUUUAACCAAACAAUGUUAGUGUGCGACUACCCAUAA
This is a messenger RNA of Ylistrum balloti, 2541 nucleotides long. Its product is annotated as acidic mammalian chitinase-like. Gene Ontology annotation, cellular component: extracellular region. NCBI's taxonomy places the organism in Eukaryota, Metazoa, Mollusca, Bivalvia, Pectinida, Pectinidae. Gene Ontology annotation, molecular function: chitin binding; chitinase activity. Bases 1 to 2541 code for a protein of 846 amino acids. The record is from RefSeq and is a predicted model, not a curated record. Gene Ontology annotation, biological process: chitin catabolic process; carbohydrate metabolic process. The transcript is spliced from 16 exons.